UUUUGGAUAGGCUCCCCGCUCAUCUGAUGUGUUUCCGGUAAGAGUGGGUGUCUGUGAUGGUUUGUGCACAAAGAAAGAGGUGUCAAACUGCGGACGGGCAACGCGGAGGGUCUGGUAUGUGCUGUCAAGCCCUUGAAAACCGAGGCAUAGUGACGGCACGCAAGUGUACAAUGUACUCUGUGUCGGGGGUAAUUUGCGCGCUGUCAAGGAUACCUAGAUAACGCUUUCCGUCUUUCAUAUUUGAAAGGGAAUAGGAUUCACCCCAACCAGUGGAAUUUCAAAGCGCAGGCUGAAAUGGAUGAACAGAGCGAGGAUGAGAGCAGUUAUCCAGCUCUGCUGCAGGCUGAAGAACACACAAACAGGACCACCAACUUUUUCAUCGACAACAUCCUCCGACCGGACUUUGGCUUCAGAAGGGCACAGAAUCCAGGCGCGCGCGCGUCAGAGAAAGGGGUACUAACUCUCCCCAGUACUCCCUGUCCCGAUUCUAACUGUAGCACUGACAGCGUUUUAUCUUCAGCCUCCUCCACUGUUUCCUCCCCUGUCAGCAAGAGACAUUCAACGGUAGACGAAGUCAGUAAAUCCCAAACACAUAAGUUUGUCUCAGCGUCAUCCGUUGCUUCGGAUGGCUCUGGUGAAACAUCCGCGCCCGGAAAGGACGAUCAGCAGCUUCUUUGGCCAGCGUGGGUUUAUUGCACGAGAUACUCUGAUCGACCGUCAUCUGGCCCAAGGACCCGGAAAUUGAAAAAGGAGAAAAACGACAGUGAGGAUAAACGACCCAGAACGGCAUUUACAGCUGAGCAGCUCCAGAGACUAAAGACUGAGUUUCAGGCCAGCCGGUAUAUCACGGAGCAGCGGCGACAGGUGCUCGCGCAGGAGCUCAAAUUGAACGAGUCGCAAAUUAAAAUCUGGUUCCAGAACAAACGAGCUAAAAUCAAGAAAGCCAGCGGGUAUAAGAAUGGCCUGGCGCUACAGCUGAUGGCACAGGGUCUGUACAACCAUUCCACCACCACCAGCAGCAUUCAAGAGGAGGACAACUGAACUGACACUAGCACAAAGGUCAAUUAAAUGAUCCAGACUUUAUACCACGAAGAGAUUGUUGAAAGAGUUGGUAAAAGCUUUAAUUAAUUAACGGCUACAAACUUUUUGAAGAUGGUCCAGUUAAAUCUGUUUUUUUUUAUUUGGGUAUUAUUACGUGCAUGACCCCAUCAGUUUAUUUUCUGGAGUCUUGUUUGUAUGCAAAUUUAAGGGAAGAUUGCUCGCGCCAAAGAUGUUCGAUAAAUGUUUACAGCUUACAAAACAUGUCCAGUCUGAAUAUGUUUUUGCAUUAUUUUGACUAUAAUAAUUUUUUAUUUUACUGAUUCGAUUUAAGGGAUAAGGGAGCAUAAAUACACGAUAUCAAAUAUUAUUAUUUACUAAAUAUUUAAUAAUGCAUCCAAAUAAACAAUUU
Messenger RNA from Paramisgurnus dabryanus, 1450 nucleotides. RefSeq names its product engrailed homeobox 1a (gene en1a). Lineage: Eukaryota; Metazoa; Chordata; Actinopteri; Cypriniformes; Cobitidae. Gene Ontology annotation, biological process: neuron differentiation; multicellular organism development; regulation of transcription by RNA polymerase II. The record is from RefSeq and is a predicted model, not a curated record. Gene Ontology annotation, molecular function: DNA-binding transcription factor activity, RNA polymerase II-specific; RNA polymerase II cis-regulatory region sequence-specific DNA binding. Gene Ontology annotation, cellular component: nucleus.